Molecule: messenger RNA, 876 nt
Organism: Megalopta genalis
Lineage: Eukaryota; Metazoa; Arthropoda; Insecta; Hymenoptera; Halictidae
Source: RefSeq, a predicted model, not a curated record
CCGAAAGCUUCAACCGGAGUCAAGCUCCGACACGGUUCAGCCGAGUUCAGUCGCGCCACUCGGCCGUGGUGUUCACGUGCCACCGCAAGCUCGCAAGCUCGUCAACCCUCCGUUUCGUCGCCGACCGAGGGAAAACAGUUUACUGUCAGAGAAAGAGAGAAAAAAAGAGAGAGAGAGCAGGAGAGGGAGAUAGAAAGAGAGAGAGAGAGAGCGCGCGAGAGAGAGAGGGCGGACGAAGCCAGGUGGAUCGUACGCGUUCGAUGUCCUCGCUCGGUGUGUCCUGCCAGGAUCUCAAGAAUGCCUAACGAAAACGCACCAGCCUGCGAGUGCGGGGUGGUGGUCGACCAUCCGAAAUCACGGAACAGCUCUCUGUCCGCGAAGAAGCUGAUCAAGAUAUCGAAGUCGAAGAGCGGCAAGCAAGAGGGCCGGUCCGGCAAGAAACAGCAGGAUGAGGCACGCUCGAAGAAUAGAAGCUCCGAGACCGGAAGCAGUAGCUCGGUCGUCGACCAGGGAAGGCAGACCACGAAGACCAGCAAGUACGAGAAGCGUUUGAAUCACUCGAGGAGGACUCGAAGCGCCGACAGGGCGGAAUCGCAUUACACUUACAUCGAUUCAGGAUCUAGCAUACUCGGCGGAGGGAUUCGAGAGGACACUAUACCGGAGGCGUUGUACGCCACGAUCCCAGACACGCCGAACUCGAGCGUCAACGAGAUCGGAAAUAGUCAAUUAAACGCGCACAGCGGAGUGCGACCUUUUUACGUAGUCCCCUCUAUGGUGUCGCCGCCGCCCACCUACGACGUGGCGAUCUCGAAAACGUGGCAGGUAACAAAUUUAUCGAAUAAAUUCCUCGCGAAUGUAUUUUUACCAUCUCAAUAA